AUGGUUAGCAAAGAAGGGGACAAAUGUGUGCUGACAUCCUCUGAAAGUGAAGUUGAACCAGCUGUUUCACUUGCCUUAGAGAUGAAAUAUGCAUUGGAUCCCAACAGGCAAGUUAAAAAGAGAAAUAAAGCCCUCCAAGUGAGAUUUAAAGAUAUUUGUGAAGCGCAAAAUGAGCAACGGGAUAAACUGCUUUCUACGGUGCCACAAACGGAGAAAAAAGAUGCAAAAUCUCUUUCUUAUAAAGCUUAUCGGAAAUACAUGACAGUGCCUGCUCGAAGGUCUAUACCUAACGUAACAAAGAGCACAGGAGUUCAAACUUCACCUGACCUGAAAAAACGUUACCAGACUUUUCCACUGGACCGCAAAAAAGGGAAUAUUUUAAAAAGUGCCGCUGGAGUGGAUACAUUAAAAAACCACAACAAUGGAUUUCUAAUAGAUAUGAAGGAUAAAAAAGACCAUAGCAACUCAGGAGAGGCUAUUCAAUGCAGCAGGGUUAAUGAUCAAGUGGUAGCUGAAUUGACGAUACAUUCUAGCGAAAACAUGGAUAUCGUUCAUCAGCAUCAUUCAAGCAACUGCUCCGAUUUACGAAAAAGCACUGAUUUGCACAGCUGUACUAAAGAGUCUCCUUUUCUUGAAAAUCCAGCAAACACUACUUCAGAACAGGUCAUUUGCCAUUUGCAUGAAAUAUCAAAACAUGAAAAAGGGCCAUUAGGGAACGUGCAUAUCCAUCAGCCAGCACAUGUAAAAGUGCUUUUGAAAGAGGAAGCCACAAUUCAUUCACCUACACUCAACCCAAAUCUGACAGACCCUGAUGAAAAUUUGGAAAAUGAUAUUGAACGAACAGUAUGUCCAGUGACAGAGGACAACCAUAAAAGAAUUGCACAUCUUAAUGGCAUACAAAGUCAAGAUGUAAAUACAAAAUCCUGUGCGACACAGUCACACUGUCAAUCUAUGGAAUGUAAUGAACAGAACCUUCAAAUAAACGUCUUACCUAUGGAAAAAAACAAGCCUUGUCAAACAACAGAUGCUUUGAGUGAUGAAUGCCAACAAAUUGUGCCUCACACAGAAGUGAUAGACUUAAAAGCACAGCUCCAAACCAUGGAAAACUUGAUAAGUUCUAGCCAGGAAACAAUUAAAGUGCUUUUAGGUGUCAUUCAGGAAUUGGAGAAAGGGGAAGCUCACAGGGAAGGGCUCUCUUAUCGGACUGGUCAAGAUACAUCAAACUGUGACACAUGCAGGAAUAGUGCAUGUAUUAUCUAUAGUGUUGAAUUAGAUUUUAAACAGCAAGAAGACAAACUACAACCAGUCUUGAAAAAACUACAUCCCAUUGAGGAAACUCAGGUUGCACCUUUGCCUUACCCUGCAGAGAGUUCUACAUCAACUCCCAAGCAAAAAUCCAAAACAGAAUCAAAAAAGCAUGGAAGAUGGAAACUCUGGUUUCUUUAGUUAAUUCUAAUGGGAAUUGAGCCUCAGGCCUCAAUAGGCACAUCUGAAUUUCAACAAAGAGAUAUUGGUAACAAAUCACG
Messenger RNA from Bombina bombina (fire-bellied toad), 1526 nucleotides. It is a transcript of the gene INSYN2A, whose product is annotated as inhibitory synaptic factor 2A. NCBI's taxonomy places the organism in Eukaryota, Metazoa, Chordata, Amphibia, Anura, Bombinatoridae. Bases 1 to 1446 code for a protein of 481 amino acids. The record is from RefSeq and is a predicted model, not a curated record. The transcript is spliced from 3 exons. Gene Ontology annotation, biological process: inhibitory postsynaptic potential. Gene Ontology annotation, cellular component: postsynaptic density.